CAAAAUCUGAACAACAAAGUUUAGAAAAUUAUUUUAAUUCAGCAAAUUUAGAAGAAUCGCGUAUAAGACAAAUUAAUAAGGCUUUAGUUAUGAUGUUUAUUAUGUGUGCAUUACCUUUCCGUCUU
Messenger RNA from Funneliformis mosseae, 125 nucleotides. Lineage: Eukaryota; Fungi; Glomeromycota; Glomeromycetes; Glomerales; Glomeraceae. The record is from the annotation of a GenBank genome assembly.